Messenger RNA from Arabidopsis lyrata subsp. lyrata, 784 nucleotides. Its product is annotated as pEARLI1-like lipid transfer protein 2. The record is from RefSeq and is a predicted model, not a curated record. The coding region runs from base 73 to 633 and encodes 186 amino acids. The transcript has a single exon. NCBI's taxonomy places the organism in Eukaryota, Viridiplantae, Streptophyta, Magnoliopsida, Brassicales, Brassicaceae.
UCUAAAAUCCUAUAAAUACCCACACCCUCUCUUCAUUUUAUUUCAUCUCUCUCUCAAACACACUCAAUAACAAUGGCUUCAAAGAACUCAGCCUCUCUUGCUCUUUUCUUUGCCCUCAACAUCCUUUUUUUCACCUUAACCGCUGCUACUGAUUGUAGAUGCAACCCAAGUCCUAAGCACAAGCCGAUCCCAAGUCCUAAGCCUAGGCCGGUCCCAAGUCCUUCAGUUCCAACUCCUUCCGUCCCAAUUCCUUCGGUUCCAACUCCUUCCGUCCCAAGUCCUUCGGUUCCAACUCCUUCGGUCCCAACUCCUUCGGUCCCAAAUCCUUCCGUACCAACUCCCGUCACACCUCCGAGCACCCCUGGCUCAUCGAGAAACUGUCCCAUCGAUGCUCUCAGACUCGGUGUAUGUGCGAAUGUCCUAAGCGGUCUACUUAACGUGCAGUUGGGACAGCCAUCAGCUCAGCCAUGCUGCUCUCUCAUCCAAGGUUUGGUUGACCUCGACGCUGCGAUUUGUCUCUGCACUGCUCUUAGGGCUAACGUUCUUGGCAUCAACCUUAACGUUCCCAUAUCUCUCAGCGUUCUUCUCAACGUUUGUAACAGAAGGCUUCCGUCUGGUUUUCAAUGUGCUUGAGCGGUAUCGAUUAUGCAUAGGACGUGCACACACAUUUUCCUCUUCAAAAUAAUUACAAUAUUAAUAAUUACAUGCAUGUAUGCAAGUUUAAGGUUUAAUGUUUCAAUCUUUUGUUUAAGUGAGAGACGUUAUUUAUAUACUUCUUUGUAAA